Molecule: messenger RNA, 927 nt
Organism: Papaver somniferum (opium poppy)
Lineage: Eukaryota; Viridiplantae; Streptophyta; Magnoliopsida; Ranunculales; Papaveraceae
Product: L10-interacting MYB domain-containing protein-like
Exons: 3
Coding region: 34-927 (297 amino acids)
Source: RefSeq, a predicted model, not a curated record
AUUCAGAAGCAUCGAUCUGAUAAUCAGUUCUCUAUGGAGAAAAAGGAAGAUGAGAAAGCAAAUAAGAUAACUUUUAGGAGCGUCCCAGAAUUUAGAGGGCUAUUUAUUGAACAGUGUUUGGCACAAGCUACUGAGUAUGGAUUUUCUGGAACUUCUUUGAAGCAAACUUCGUGGGGAAAUUUGUGCAAGUUCUUUUCUGAGAAGUAUGACUGCACCAUCACACAAAAAAAGUUGAGAAACCACUGGGAUUACUUGCGAACCCAAUAUGUCACUUGGUCCCGUCUCUUAGCUAGAACCGGACAUGGGUAUAACGCGGAGACGAACACAUUUGAUUGGAGCGAAGAGCAAUGGGUUGAAUUAGACAAGACAAUCAAAAACGCUAGUCAAUUCAAGAACAAGGGGCUGGAAGAUGCAGAGAAGUUGCAGAAUUUAUUUGAUGGGAAAUUCUCCACUGGAGCUAAUAGAGAUACGCCUGGAAGAGUGGAACCGCCUUGUUCAGCUGGAACUUCUAUAACUGAAGGGGUUUCAAAUAAUGGAUCUGAAUCUCGUACAAGUCAUGGAAAAGAAAAAAAUCAUGAGGAUGACAACGAGGUUGAUUCUAGUCUCAAUGCAAAGGGGAGUGGCAGGAAAAGGAAGAAGGAAAUGGAGGAAGAAUCAAGUGAUCUAUUAACUGAGAAAGUUUGUUCUAUUGUAACAUCGAUGGAGACUCAUCUUCAACAUAAGAAACUUGCUCUAGAAAAGGAUAGCGCAGCCGAAUUCAUGAAAGCUUUGGAUAAUUUACUUGAGACUGAUUGCAUCACAAUGGAUGAGUAUUUGAGCAUAACUCUAAAAGCUUCAGAGAUGCCUGGUUGGCAGAAAUUGUUUGUCAGUUUGAAAAGCGAUGAGCGUCGUGUUGCCUUUGUACACAAACUUUUAAAAGAACGUUGA